Populus nigra (black poplar) is the source of this 1792-nucleotide messenger RNA. RefSeq lists its product as uncharacterized. Bases 50 to 1624 code for a protein of 524 amino acids. The transcript is spliced from 11 exons. The record is from RefSeq and is a predicted model, not a curated record. Lineage: Eukaryota; Viridiplantae; Streptophyta; Magnoliopsida; Malpighiales; Salicaceae.
UUUGAAAAUAGAGGGAAAAAGUAAACAAAACAAAAUCGAAGCUUAAGAAAUGGCGUUGGAAUCAAAAUCAAACCCGCUAGAAGAACACCAAGACGAAGACGACAACGUAGAGGAAGAGACCCGUCACAAUGAAGAUGAACUUGCACGCAACCCUUCUGCACCGCCCGAUUAUGAGUUUUUUGAAAUUACAACAACCGUUGAUCCUAGUUACAUCAUCUCUUUGAUUCGGAAACUUAUUCCGAUCGAUUCCGUGACCAGUCGUGAUUCUCGUGGAGUUAACGGCAGUGAUGAUGGCGGCCGUGGUGAUACGAAUCAAAUGGUGGAAGAGAGUGGAAAUGAGUGUGAGAAAAUGGACAUAGUUAUUGAUGGUAGUCGAGGAGGAGAAGAUAAGGACACGUGUCGUGGAUUGGCAGGGGACGAGGUUUGGGAAGAGUAUGGUUGCGUUUUGUGGGAUCUUGCGGCGAGUAGAACUCAUGCUGAACUCAUGGUGCAAAACCUUGUGCUUGAAGUGCUUAUGGCUAACCUUACGGUUUCGCAAUCAGCACGUGUUACAGAAAUCUGUCUUGGCAUUAUUGGAAACCUAGCCUGCCAUGAAGCCCCAAUGAAGCAUAUAGUCUCUGCAAAUGGGCUGAUUUCAACAAUUGUGGAUCAAUUGUUUUCAGAUGACACUCAAUGCCUAGCUGAAGCUUGUAGGUUGUUAACUUUGGGUCUUCAAGGUAAUGAAUGUUGUCCCUGGGCUGAGGCAGUGCAGUCUGAACAUAUUCUUUGUCGUAUUAUAUGGAUUGCAGAAAAUACCUUAAAUCCGCAGCUUUUAGAGAAGAGUGUAGCACUGAUACUAGCUAUUCUAGAAAGUCAACAGGAAGCUUCCUGUACCAUUGUCCCGUCCUUGAUGAAGCUGGGUUUACCAAGUCUAUUGAUCAACCUCUUGGAUUUUGAAAUGAGCAGAUUAACAGAGGAAAGAGUACCUGAAAGGUACUCUGUUCUUGAUGUAAUUCUUCGUGCAAUUGAAGCUCUUUCCAUUUUGGAUGGUCAUUCCCAAGAAAUCUGCUCUAAUAAGAAACUUCUCCAACUAGUUUGUGACCUGGUAAAACUCCCGGAUAAAGCUGAGGUUGCUAGCUCUUGUGUUACUGUUGCUGUCUUGAUUGCGAAUAUUCUGUCUGAUGUGCCUAAUUUAGCCUCAGAGAUGUCACAAGAUUUGCCAUUCUUACAGGGACUGCUCGAGGUAUUUCCUUUGGCUUCAGAUGAUGUAGAAGCAAGGAGUGCUCUGUGGAGCGUUAUUGCAAGGUUACUCGUUCGAGUUAGAGAAAAUGGCAUGAGCCUGUCAAGCCUGCAUCAGUAUGUGUUGGUUCUAGCAAGAAAAUCUGAGAUUAUUGAAGAUGAUCUUCUCAACCGACAAUCUGAUAAUUCCUGUGAAGAAACCAAGGACUUGACCAGUUCUAGCUCAAAAUCAAAUCGAAGUACAGCUCUGACGAGAAUAGUCUGUAUUUUAAAUCAGUGGACAGCUUCAAAGGAUUCAAAGGAUUGUCUUAGUGGGGAUGAGGCGGCAGGAGAACAUUCUGCAGAUGAGUUAAAUGUUGGGAGAUUGUUAGAUUGCUGCCGAAAACAUAUCGAUUUCACCGAGUAAUCAUGUCUUGAGGACUGGUUCAUCGUCCGAAUUACUGUUUUGUGCAACAUCCAUUAAUGCACCAACAUUUUGUCUUUCUUUUAACAGAGGAAUAACCGUGAAUUAAAUUAGACUAAUAACUUCUUAUGUUCCUCCUUCUGUAAUCACAUAUUCUCCUUUCUUUUCCUA